Molecule: messenger RNA, 522 nt
Organism: Physella acuta
Lineage: Eukaryota; Metazoa; Mollusca; Gastropoda; Physidae
Biological process (GO): immune response
Cellular component (GO): membrane
Molecular function (GO): tumor necrosis factor receptor binding
Source: RefSeq, a predicted model, not a curated record
AUGCGCAACGCACAAAAUAAAAAGAGGAACGAGCCAGGCCAAACACAAUUUAUACAACAUAUUUUAGUCAGUAUUCCAAAUGACCCCAUCUUUAACCCAACAAGCCACUCAAUCCUUGAGUUAAACGAACAAGCAACAGACAACAUCCACCAACACGCUACAGGCGUCAACAUCACACGGAAGGGGAUCAAGAUUUUGGUUUCAGGUUUGUAUUUCGUGUACAGCAGCGUCAACUUUAAGCCUAAUUCCACACGUUUUUCAGCUGACUUUCAUUAUCAGACGUGGUUCCAGUACAUCAGCAGACGAUCAGCCACCAGCCCAGUUUUAUCUGGCGUCUUAUUGAGAACUGUUCACACCUGUUGUAGCAACUGUACAGGUACUCAGGAGACGGCUUAUACAGGUGGGUUUUUUUACCUGCUGAAGGAUGAUGUGAUACAAAUGAUUGUAUCAGGUCAAGGUUUAAUAGAUGUUGGUCCUGGAGUGUCGUACCUUGGACUGUUUUUGUUACAUUGUAAUGGGUAG